CACGUUUUUGUGCAUUUGUCAAGGAUUUCGUCAGUUGGCCGUCGUCAAGUAGCCCCCUCUGGCUGAGUAAAAUGAAUUCCUCGAGGUUCCCUUAUUUCCAAUGUUCCGAAGCCCGCAAUCCCGAGCCCGCGGUUCCGAUACCCGGCUAACGGGAAAUGCGGCAUCUGAAUUGCUUACAAGAGCGCAUCUGCCGGCACCAAUCGGUUUCCUGCGACCAGGGUUCAAUAACUCAAAUACUCACCUAGCUGCCCUCGUCACUCGGCUUACUAGUUUACCAGCCCGACGGAUCUGUCAAGCAUCAUCGUCUAGGUAUGGAACCCGAUCCGGGCGUGUUUGCUCGGUCGUACCCGAUGCUACAGCACCGAUAUCCGACCGCCACGCCGAUUUGAUUUCUCAUCAACAAGAAUCGCCAUUCAAUAUCGUCGUCUGGGAUUUGGGCGUUGCCUUCCCAGCUCAAUGUUUCGCUGAGUUAAGCAUCAAAAGCCUACUACAGACAGCUAUUCCUAAUACAUAUGUAAUUGAACUUCCGCUUGGCACGCAAACGGUGCCUAACCCGCUCGUCUUAUAUUAUAUGCAAGCCUCGGUAAGCUUGUCGAAGCAGGUAGCUAAGCGAUGAACAUCUCGGCGCUUAGCAUUGGAAUGCCACUGCCUGCUGAACGGAGUGGUGGUGCACUGCGCCUUAUCAUAAAGAGUCAUAACGAAAAAGAAGCCCAGAGCUUGUGGCGUUGAUCGUUUCCUAGAAGAGGCUUGACAACAGCUGAUGUAGAG
This is a messenger RNA of Colletotrichum navitas, 768 nucleotides long. RefSeq lists its product as uncharacterized. NCBI's taxonomy places the organism in Eukaryota, Fungi, Ascomycota, Sordariomycetes, Glomerellales, Glomerellaceae. The record is from RefSeq and is a predicted model, not a curated record. The transcript has a single exon. Bases 101 to 616 code for a protein of 171 amino acids.